UUCCUGGCAGCUCUUGGAGCAGCAGCCACUGCGGGCACCCCGAGCAUCAGGGAUAGUUUGCCACACCCGGUCCACGUGUACGAGGGUGAUGACGCUCUCAUUACGUGUGUGGUGCGGGACAUCGGGGAGAACACGGUCAUGUGGAAGAAAGAGGACCGUGAGAGACAUAGUCGACGGGUGUUGACCGCCGGGGAGAACCGAGUCACCGCCGACAGGCGCUUCAACGUUCUGCAUGACGCAGUUUCGCCGGGUGACCAGGAUGAUGAGGCAAUGUCAGGUGGUGAUGUAUGGGUCCUGGUGAUCAAGGAUGCUAAACCCAGUGACUCUGGUAUCUACGUAUGUGAAGUCAAUAGCAGCCCAAUACUGAGGUCGUUCCACAAACUCAGUGUGUUGUCCAGGGUGCUGCUUCCACCAGACAACAUGACUGACCCCAUGCUGUAUGACAGCCAGAAGGGCCCACAGGGACGCAGUCACAACUACACUGAUUGCUGUGUAAAUAGCAAUGUAUCGUCUUCAUGCUUUGGCUUUUGCAACAUUCAGAGUAUUUUGGAAGGCAAUACAGGUCAAGACCCUGAAAACUGCGAAAAGGACUUUCCAGCAAUUGUUAGGUGCAUGGCAGAUGGAAGGAAUCAUGUACCAUGCUGUAUCCAGGAAGCAGUGCCCGACAUUUGCCAAGAUGUUUGUCGCGGAGAGUACACUGUGAUCACCGACAACAUCAAGACUCACUUCUCGUGUUCGGCUUACACGGAACAGACACUUUCCUGUAUAGUAGAGGGCAUAGAAAUUCUUCCUAGUCCACCAGAAAAUGUAGAAGUUGAAGGACUGACUGAGAAGGCGCUGAAAGUGUCAUGGACCCAUCCAUUGCAGAACCCAGAGACUGUCUCCAAAUAUGUUGUGAAUGUGACAAUGCUGAGAUCAUUUGAUGAGGACACAGAACUUCCAGAUGACAGCUACGCUGCAGCCACCGACAGUUAUGUCCUAGCUGCCGGACUCUACAACGCGACCGCGAAGCCUACGACCAGCACGCUAAGUCCACAAGAGGACAGAAGCACCCUGAUAAAGAUUCCAGGAAAGUACAACACUACCAUAGUGAAUACUCUGAAACCAUAUACAAUGUACGAGUUGUCUGUGACCGCCCUCAACAUCCAUGGAAGCAGUUUACCAUCAUAUUCUGUAAGGACGCUGACCCUGACGCCCGGACAAACGAAGCCCAAUUCUGUGGCUCAGGUUCCAGAACUUCCAGACAUCAAAACGUGCUGCACCAAGAAGGGCAUCUCUCAUCCAACGUGUGUGGAAAAGCUGUGUGAUCCAGCUCUGUCAGAUAUAGCCGAGGUGACAGAUCUCAUGAUCUGUGCUCCGUGGGCUGCGGCAACAUUCUCGUGCCUCACAAAUGGUGUAGACCACACAUCAUGCUGUCAAGCUCGUGGCCUGCCUGACCUGUGUCAGGAACUUUGCACUGGCAAUAUCACUCAGCUUGACUUCAGCUACUUUAAGUGCUUGAAGUACAUGAGUGACUACACUAACUGCUUGCUUCAAGGAUAUGGUGUGUUGCCAAGUGCACCCACGAAGGUUCAUGUGUCCCACAUUGAUAUUGAAUUUUCAAUCAUCAAUUGGGACAUCCCCAGUACUCUGGGUGACACCGUGCUGUAUUACAAUGUUCACUAUCGCAAGAUGGCAACUUAUGACAAUGAAUACCACAUCAUCAGCAAGGUUCAUUCUCCAUUUAUUCUUGAGAAUCUCUCCAGCAACACAGAUUAUGAAGUAUUUGUCGAAGCUGUCAAUGGCCAUGGUGUUGGGGAACCUUCAACAAGAGUGAUCUUCAGAACAGAGAGUAAGCUAGUGGAGGAGAAGACAGAGGAGGCGAGUUUCUACAAUGUGACGGCAUGCUGUGUGGAAGCAGACCUGAACGACGUGUGCUUCCCGUUGUGUUCGUACAAUGCCAACAUGUCAGACAUCAAGUCUUUGGCAGGUAUUUGUGGUAGUGAACUCCACAAGCUGUUGCGAUGUGGAGCUGGCGGAAGGAAUCAUGGCUCCUGCUGUUCCCGCCGCGGCGUGCCAAACACCUGUCUUUCCAUCUGCUCUGGUGUAAUUGUGGACUCACUCAUUGCAACGGCCACUGCUUGCAUCCCCUUCAUUGGAAACAUUGUCCAGUGUUUUGAAGAAGGAACGGGUUUGCUUCCUGGUCCUGUGUCAGAGCUGCAUGCUACGUCGGUAACCAACACAAGUGUUGCCCUGCAGUGGGAACCUCCUACAGAUGGCAGUAAUGUUACUGACUAUGUGAUCCAUUACCAGAAAUUAGACAACACUUCCAUACAUGAGACUGUUCAGAAGCUUAGUCAUCAACUGAGCCUGUCUGACACAAGAUUUGAAAUCUCUGGUCUUGAAACAGGGGCCAUGUACAACUUCUUUGUGGUGUCAAAGAACAUGCACGGAACAUCUCUACCUUCCUCGAUUCUCAUGAUCAAUGUCACUAACACAGUACUGGAUGACAAGGGUAUCCCCGGAGUAACAUCGCCGCCUCACUCACUAGCUGUCUCCAGUCAUAGUGCGACCUGGGUCACGAUAUCUUGGCAGCCACCAGAAUUCAGCCAGCCAGCUGAACACCUUUCUUACAAACUGUAUCACAAGUCCACUGCUGAUGAUGAAUAUCAUGCUGUAAUGACAAGUGUGACAUCACAUACGAUUGAAGGACUCAACCCGAACACCCAAUACAUUGUGUAUGUUACUGCCAUUUCUGAAAAGGGGCAGAGUUUGCCUUCAGAAACUCUGAUUGCCUGGACUGAUCCUGCAUACCCAGCAUUUGUGGAGCCUCCGACAGUCCACCCCAUCAAUUUGGUGAUGGAAGGCAGUAGCAUGACCAUCCUCUGUAUUGCCAUGGGAACACCAAUGCCAACGAUUUCCCUCUAUAUAUCAGGAAGACUCGUACGCCAGGAGACAACACGUCACAUGGUGACUGUUAUUCAUAAUGUCACCAAAGAUAUGGACCAGAUUUCUUGCUAUGCUGACAAUGGUUAUGGAACUCCUAUGCAAGCAUCAAGAAAAAUUGCAAUCAGCCACCAGCCACACAUCACAGCAUCUGGCAUUACAAUGGCAUCUCACGGUGAUUCUGUUGUGCUGGAAUGCACGGUUGGUGCUUAUCCAGACCCAAAAAUGAUAUUCUGGCGUGACCAAAGUGGCCGGGUGCCUGUAAUCCAGGGUGGCAAAUAUGAUAUCAAUAUUCAACCAGCGAAAGAUGAAGAAGCUAAGUAUAUAAUGCGUUUGACUAUCAACAAGAUAAGUGAUUCAGAUGAUGGUGACUAUUUCUGUCAUGCAGAGAAUGCAUUCGGAAGUGGCACACAACCAGUAUCUGUGAGGAUUCGUAAUAUGGCUGCUACAAACAAUGUAACCCAAUGUUGCAUAGAACAGAAUGUGACGGCUGAGUGUAUGGAUGCCUGCUCCUUCUAUCUCGAUAUUGACGCAGUUAUCGAUAAACCAGAAUGUAUUAAUGACUUUGAUAAACUUAUGAAAUGUGCUGCAGAUGGUUCUGAUCAUCGCAGCUGUUGUGCACAAUGGGGAGUGCCACGUCGUUGUCUUGACUGGUGUCGGGGUGAACCUCUCUUUAACAAUAAGUUCUGUGUGUUAUCUUACACCAAACAGAUCAUGUCAUGCUUUCAUGAAGGGAGAGAUCGCUUGCCCGGACCACCACAGAAUGUCCAUAUUGAGUUGGUUGAUGCAAAAUCUGUGCGUGUAAGAUGGGAUCCACCAGUCAAGAAUCCCAACACUGUUGAAAUAUACAGAGUUUUCUGGAGGCAGUUAGGUUCUCGCAGUGCAACUAAAAAUGACACUAAAGCGACAAGUCUGCGCAUUACAGGUUUGAAAGAUGGGUCAACGUAUGAGUGUGUUAUUAAAGCAGGAAAUCAUCUAGGUACCAGCACAUUAACAGAACCUGUUCGCUUCACGAUUGGUGACAAAUACAUCACAUCUGCUGCUAGUUUAGGCAAUGACAGUUCUUCUGUAGGUGUGGCUGUAGGAAUUGUUCUAGCUCUUAUCAUUGUUGCUGCCAUCGUUAUCGGUGCCGUUUGGUUUAUGCGGACGAGACGCAUGUUGGGUCGCAAGUCAUCUGGAGGAGUUGCAUUUGAGAAUCCCAGCUAUUUGCGUGAGGUUAACAUGGACCAUAUACAGAUUCCUGCAAGUCAGAAUGACAGUGCAGUGUCCAAUGGGACUGCCAAUGGUGUGAAUCCUGCAGGUAGUCAUAUGCAGGCUCAGCAGGGCUGGAAGCAAGAGACUCUGCAUGUCCCAGCCCAAGCAACAGAAGUUGCUCCAUCCUUGUAUGAAGAACUGAAGCUCGGUCAGGAUGGUGCUGGCUUCAAACGGCUUAAAUAGUAUCAGGAAUUUCGAUAUGAAUCCAGAUUCUAAGAAACAGAUCUGAUGUGAUUUUUAUAAGUAGUGCAAAUGCGAUAUUAAUGGACACAGCUGAUAAGUGACUGGAAUCGCAGAUUGCAUUUUAUCACAUCAUUGAAUGUGUUUGUUCUUUCUGUCUUUUUAAAGACAGGUGAAGACCUUAAAGCAGCAGUUUCAUAAUUGUACUGUGUCAAGAAUAAAAGUUACAGAGUUGCAUCAGUAUUUAUUGAAAUUAAUCAUUUAUCACACAAAAUUCUUAAAUAAUUUUGACUUACAAAGUUAUGGCAGAAUUUUAUGAGUGAUAAAAGUUUAACAUUUGCCUGUUUUGCAAUCCAGGAUACACAUUCUUAACGACUAAAAAUCUGUGCUUGCAGGCGCACAAAUAUUUCUCAGAAUGUGCCACUUUUAGAUAUGUCUAAUCUUUUAUUCUGAACACAAAACUUGUAUCACUUUUAAAGAACAAACAAGAAAAUUGUUUUUAUAGAUUGAAGAUUGUAUUAACCUGAGUCCACUAUAAGUGGGGACAGUGCACAUGGUGCUGUAUAUGUAAGGAAAAGAUGUGAAUAUAAUAAACUGUGUUACAAAGUUAUGAGACGCAGGCAAAAAAUUGACAAAUACAUUUGUAGACUGCUUAAUUUUGUACAAAAAUAUAUGAUGAUGUGGACAAUGAAUCCGUAACACCUCACUCAGUGUGUUUUAGUCAAAGCUUGUACUAAAUGUUGAUUGCGUGAGGCAUUGGAUGAGUUGUGUUAUAACAGUGGUUGCAGAUGUUCACAUGUCAAGGCACAGCUGAUUUAGCAAUAGGUCUAGGUGUUAGCUAACCAAAAAAUGUGGUGUUAAAAUACCUGUAAUUAAUUUUAUAUCUACAGUGCUUCAUUAUUAAUUACUACAAAAUUCAUUCUUUACACAGGGAUGAUUUGUGUGGUUGUGAUUACAGAAUAUAUGUCGCAUGAAGUAAAAGUGUACACAGCUCUGAUGAACGACCGUAUUGCUGUCACACUACAUUUUUAUUUGCUUUUAGAUAAAGUGCAGUUUUCCAACACUAUUUGUAAAUAAUAAGGAGGUGCAUGGAGUGAUUGUUUCAAUACGGGCCAGACGCAGUACCUCACGUCAUAAGGAAUGCCUAUUCUUUCAUUUAGGCAUAUAUUAUUUUCUGUCUAUAUGUUUAUAUUGUUUUUACAUUAUAUCCACUACAUUCCUGUAAGUACCACAUAGUAUUACGUAUAAUAUAUCAUUCCAUUGGCAAUGUUCUUUGUGUACUGUACCACUUUGAAAGUAUCGGCCAGAAUGACAUAUCGUUUCCAUGCAGAAUGUGUGCCUUUCAGAUUCAUAAUAAUAUUAAUAAUAACAAUAUAAUAAUAAUAAUAAUAAUAUAUAAGAACAAGAAUUAAACCUUGUAACUGAGAAAUCAGAAUUAAGCUUGUUAAUUCACCUAAAAAUCUUACAGCAUACAAAAGACCACUUUAGAAAAUUAUAGGAAAUAACAAAAAUAAACAUACAUUGGGACUCAAAGUAGUUGAAAUGUGAUUGUCUUGUACAUGUGUUUGUAUGUUUGGGGAAAUUAUCUUUUGUACAAUAUAGAUUAAUAAUAGAUUUAAAGAAAAGAGUUGUAAAAUUAUUGUAAAAGUGUCAAAGUAAAUAAAAAAUAGUCAUUUUUCCCAAGA
Zootermopsis nevadensis is the source of this 6044-nucleotide messenger RNA. The record is from RefSeq and is a predicted model, not a curated record. NCBI's taxonomy places the organism in Eukaryota, Metazoa, Arthropoda, Insecta, Blattodea, Termopsidae.